Molecule: messenger RNA, 1160 nt
Organism: Aspergillus brunneoviolaceus CBS 621.78
Lineage: Eukaryota; Fungi; Ascomycota; Eurotiomycetes; Eurotiales; Aspergillaceae
Product: aromatic compound dioxygenase
Exons: 3
Coding region: 104-1144 (346 amino acids)
Biological process (GO): catechol-containing compound metabolic process
Molecular function (GO): ferric iron binding; catechol 1,2-dioxygenase activity
Source: RefSeq, a predicted model, not a curated record
CGAGGCAGACGAAGUAUAAGAGAAAGACGUCCACGCCUCGGCGACUGUCCAGUUCGAGAACCAUCCCCAAUCGUUUCUAUACCUACCGCAUCUGAGUCUCACAAUGUCUAAGCAAGAUCUGAACGGAGCUCCGCCGGUCGAGGGACUGAGCGACCGAACUCGGGCCAAAUGGGCGGCCGCGUCAACGCCAGAGGAAAUCGCGGCUAAUCUACCUCCAAUGCUCGACCUGACAAUAGAGAAUAUCACGGAAAAUGUGAUGAAGAUCAAUUCCAUGUGCGACAAUCCGCGACUCCGAUAUCUCAUUCUGAAGUUGAUUCGAGCGGCCCAUGAUUACAUACGAGACGUUGGACUGCAAUUUGAUGAAUGGGAGAAAGCAUGGCAGUUUUUGACCAAAGUCGGACAAAUCUCGACCGAUGUCCGUCACGAGUUUGUGCUUCUCUCCGAUAUCUUGGGGAUCUCCGCGCUAGUUGACGCCCUCUCCUAUCCUGCUGUGCCCGGAGCUACCGAGUCUUCUGUGCUGGGUCCAUUCCAUGACGAAGAAGCGCAUUCAUUCCAAUACGGAGAAUCGAUCUUUACAGAGGGUACUCCCGGCGAGCCCACGAUUGUACGUGGUUGGAUCAAAGAUACAGAUGGUAAUAAUGUACCGAAGGCAUUAAUUGACGUCUGGGAGACGGACGGCAACGGAGUGUACGACUUGGAGUAUGACGGAAACGCCGAUCCCAACUGCCGGGGGAAAAUCCUCUCUGACGAAAAGGGUCACUUCCUUUUUGUUUGUGUAAAGCCCGUGGCCUAUCCAAUUUCCAACGACGGCCCCGUUGGCGAGCUCUUGCGCAAGCUCAAGCGGCAUUGGUUCCGCCCCGCUCACAUGCAUUUUAUGAUCGAACACCCCGCGUACACCAAGCUGAUCACUGCCUUGUACUCUCGAGACAGCAACUUUGUGGAGAGUGACACCGUGUUCGGGGUGAAGAAAAGUUUGAUUGUGGACUACAACUGGUGUGAGGACCUCGAUUUGGCUCAGGAACACAACGUGACACCUAUCACCAAGACAAUUGACGGCACGGAGUCAACAGGGUUCUGGCUUCUGGAACAGGACUUUAUUUUGGUCAAGAAGAGCCCGCCUCUGACUCGCAAGACGGAGGAUUGAACCACGAGCCACUAGG